Cheilinus undulatus (humphead wrasse) is the source of this 11313-nucleotide messenger RNA. It is a transcript of the gene fam120c, whose product is annotated as family with sequence similarity 120C. Lineage: Eukaryota; Metazoa; Chordata; Actinopteri; Labriformes; Labridae. The transcript is spliced from 17 exons. Gene Ontology annotation, cellular component: nucleus. The record is from RefSeq and is a predicted model, not a curated record. The coding region runs from base 1016 to 4132 and encodes 1038 amino acids.
GCGAGGAAGUCGCAAGAUGGCUGAUGUCGCUUGGAAGUAAUGUUCCCCUCUGCAACAUGAAGCCGUGAGUGUGGAAGAAAGCGAGGGAGGCACCAUCGGGCUUUUAUUUUUAUUUUCUUUUAGUUACUUUUAUUUUAUUUCGUCAAACAUCCAUCUCAUUCCGCGUCGUGUCGGCCCCGGACUUGUCUUCGGGAGUUGACGCGUCAAAUCACGCCGGGGACCCUGCCAGCAGCUAAGAGCUAGCCACACAGUUAGCAAAUGUUAGUGCAGCCUAGCAAGACAGCCAGGCACAUAGCUUGUUAGUUUGUUUUAAUUGAUAUUCAAACACAUGCGAGCCAAUAAGAUACCUACCGCUGCUGAAAUUUGGCUGCGUUAAUGCAAAAUAAAUGUCAAAUGUUUUAGCUGUCAGAUGAAAGUAACGAAUUUGCAAGCUGCUCGGUUAAACAUCAUGUCCGCGAACUGGCCAUCCAGCCUAUGGGUUGCUAACUAAUGCGCAGUAUUGCAUCUGUUUUAUGUGCACAAACCAGCAGCUAAGUUAUUUUAGUGGCGUUUUUCAACAAUAUCCACCACCUCGCUGCAUUUCCGUUGUUUACUGCCAACUACAUUUGUGAAGCUGGUUCUGUUAAAGCCAAAUUAUGGGAGCAGGAAAAAUGUUGAACUUUUUCUGGCUGUAGGUAGCUACACUGGCCUUGCUGGCAUCUAACCAAAAAUCCACAGGGAUGGACACUAAACUGAGCAGCCACGACCAAAACUGAAAAAUAAGCAUUGGAAUAAGGAAAGAUAGCCGACACACUGGUACAACAGUGCAUGGUGACACAUUUCACAAGUGAGAGUGACAGAGAAGUUGUUUUGCAGGGUUAACUUAACCACAGUUAGUCACUACAUCGGAGACCAGUUAGCUUGCCUGCAGUGCACAGCUAGCUACUGUCUCGCCCCACAUCACAUUACAAACACGGCGUACAGGACGUAUUCAGAGCCCGCUCCCGGCCAGACACACAGGCUCAACAACACCGUCAUGGGAGUUCAGGGUUUUCAAGAGUAUUUAGAGAAGCGGUGUCCCGGGGCCGCAGUCCCGGUGGACCUCCUGAAGCUUGCCCGUACCGCGGCCCGCCAGCCCCCUCACCACCAUCACCCACACCACCACCCACAUCACCCCGGGCCCAUGCCUCCCCCGCCCCCGCCUACCAGGAUCCUAAUCGACGCUGACUCCGGCCUGCAGCGCCUCUACGGCGGCUACCAGACGGACUGGGUGUGCGGGGGCGAGUGGAACGCCAUGCUGGGCUACCUGGCCGCCCUGUCACAGGCGUGUCUGUACCAGGGCGGCCUGGAGCUGGUCGUGGUUUUCAACGGCACAUUGGGGAAGGAGCGCUGGCCCGAGUGGGCGCGGCGAGUUCAGGGCCAGCGACAGACCGCGCAGCUGAUAGUCAACCACGUCGGCAGCAAGGCCACCCCGCCCCCGCGGGCAUGGUUCCUGCCCCCGGCCUGCCUCAGCCACUGCGUCCGCCUCGCCAUGUUCCGCUUCCGAGUGCGGGUUGUACAGACUUUGGAGGACCACCACCAGGAAGUGCUGUCUCUGUACAGAGACUUUGGAUUCGCUGGCCUCAUCGCUCAGGAUUCUGAGUUCGCCCUCUGCAACGUACCCGCCUACUUCUCCUCACACGCGCUCAAACUGAGCUGGAAUGGCAAGAACCUGACCACACACCAGUACCUGCUGUCUGAGGCCGCCCGGCAGCUCGGGCUCAAGACACAGCACCUGCCCUGCUUCGCUGCUCUGCUGGGAAAUCAUAUUCUGCCUGAUGAGGACCUGGCUGCCUUCCACUGGAGUCUGCUGGGACCAGAACACCCACUAGCUUCUCUCAAGGUGCGAGCCCAUCAGCUGGUGCUGCCACCCUGCGAGGUGGUGAUCAAGGCCGUUUCAGAGUACGUCUCCUCCAUCAAAGAUCUAGGAAACCUCGACGCCAUUGCCAGAGAUGUCUUCAAACAGUCACAGUCUCGUAUGGAGGACAAGGUGGAGCGAUUCAAGAAAGCUGUGGAGUAUUUCUCUGCUGCCUCCAAACCACGCUCACCCAACAUGGGGCCCUCGUCUUUCAUCUUACCUGGGUUUGGACCCAAUCCUUUUGGGGGACCACCUGGUCACAUGGGACCGAUGCAGCCUGGAAAGAAUCAGUUCCCUCCUCCCCAGGUACCGGGGUUUAAGCCACCCUAUCAAAAUGCACCAUACGGACCUGGCUCCAACCCUCUGUUCCAGAACCCGCCGCCGUCCCAAGACUGCAAUGACUCAUUGACGGGCAAGAUGGGCUUUUCCGAUUGGUCUGCUCCAUACGAUUCUGCUCAGGGAGGAAGUCGAUUACCCAACCAUCACACCGGCGCUCAGUCCGGUCCUUCUCCGUCUCCCUCCUCGUCAUCGGAUGGAGAUGAGCCCAACGAUAGCAACGCAAACCAUUUGACGGACAAGCCCUCUCGGUGGGAGGAUCCCGCUGGUAGAGGGGGCUCUGCCUCUGGAGACGGUUCCCAAGGCAACGGGAGCGGGUCAAACAUUCCGUCACUGUUGUCUAUGGCGACGCGGAGUCACAUGGACAUAACCACACCCCCUUUACCUCAGGUCAGCGCUGAGGUUCUUCGUGUAGCUGAACACAGACACAGAAGAGGACUGAUGUACCCCCAGAUUUUCCACAUAUUGACCAAGGGAGAGAUGAAGAUGCCAGUGUGUAUAGAGGAUGAGUGUAACUCCGAGCUGCCGCCUGCCUCUCUGCUGUUCCGCACUGCCAGACAGUACGCGUACGGUGUCCUCUUCAGUCUGGCUGAAACACACCGCCGCCUGGAGAGGCUCGCUCUCCGCAAAAGGACUCCCCUGGAAGUUCCUCCGGUGAUCGUCAAAGAGUGGAGCAGCGGCAAAGCCAAGUCGGCUCUGACUCCAGAGCUGGUCCCAGCCCUAUGUUUCCGGGAGUGGACCUGUCCCAACCUGCGGCGCCUUUGGUUGGGUCGAGCCAGCGAGGACCGCUCUAGGAGAACCAGGGCCUUCCUGGCAUGCCUACGCUCUGACUGCCCAGCCCUCCUCAACCCAGCACAGGUCCCCCAGCAUCUGCUGCUCAUGUGCUGUGUGCUCAGGUAUAUGAUGCAGUGGCCUGGAGGAAGGAUUCUUCAGAGACAUGAGCUGGAUGCCUUUCUGGCUCAGGCUGUUUCCAGUCAACUCUAUGAACCCGACCAGCUACAAGAGCUCAAGGUGGAGAAGGUGGAUGCCCGUGGUGUGCAGCUGGCUUCUCUCUUUAUGGCCGGCGUUGACACAGCGCUGUUCAUUAAUGAUGUGUGCGGCCAGCCGUUGCCAUGGGAGCACUGCUGUCCAUGGGGCUUCUUUGACGGCAAACUGUUCCAGAGUAAACUGGCCCGGGCCGCCCGCGACCGGGCCGCCCUGCUGGACAUGUGUGAGGGGCAGGAGGAGCUGGUGUCCAAGGUGGAGAAGAUGCGUCAAGCAAUCCUUGAGGGCAUCAACCUAUCUCGCCCUCCUCCUCCUCCCCCUCCUCUUCCACCUCCUGCCUUCUUGCCCCCAGCCAUGGUGCCCCCUUUCUACCCCAUGCCUCCACUCUACCCUCCUCGCCCCAUGGGCGGUAUGCCUCCUCAUCACCACCCACAUCAUCCACAUCACCCUGCCCAGCACAGACCCAGAGCCUUCCCAGGCAUUCAGUCCAUCCCCCCUCAAGGAGGGAAACUGGAGAUAGCCGGCAUGGUUGUGGGCCAGUGGGCUGGGAACAAACCCAUCCGUGGGAGAGGGGGGUUCAACAUGCAGGUGGUGUCAGUAGGAGCAGGGAAAGGGAGGGGUAAAGAGAUUCCAGUGAAAGCAAGGGGGGUGAAAAAGCCUCCUGCCAACAGAUCACAGACGUCGUCAUCCCCCACAUCCAGCAGCCCCCCAAAGCCGUCAGAGGAGGCGGGCUCCACGCCAGAGGUUGCCUCUCAGCAGCUGAACGGCAGCUCAGCAGCCUCCGCCAUCGGUCAGCCCUUGGAGCUGGCCCCCCUGGCCCAGCCAAUCCCGUGUGCCUUAGCCAGCAGAGACAACCAAUCAGAGGGGGUGGAAGUGGAGGCCCCCUGUUGCCUUGACGACUGCCCGUCAGACGGAGCACUACAGAAGGAGGAGUGAUGGCGUCCCUCCCAGGAUGCACUGCUCUGAGAGAGUUCUCUGUGUUCGACUGCCUUUCCCUGUUUUUGUAGCCCUGCCUGCUAGCUGUGACAUCGUCACAUGGAGCAGAAAGUGACGCUCCUCGCCUCCUCGCUGCUCCAUGUGAUCGGCUCAGCGGUUAGCUGUUACUUCCUUUUUAGUUUUCUCAUGUGGUUUUACGACAUUGUUUUAUGAAGAGAGGUUUUCUCCAUGAGUCUGUAAGCGCCCCGCCCCUUAAGAAUCCUAAACGCCUCCCUCCCACACCCAGAGUAAAAUAAGCUUGAAGCCCCGCCCCCUUCUAUGACCUUCCCCCUCUAAAAAGAGCCCCCACCCUUGAGUAUGGGUAUCUGUACAGUUUGAAAUUGUUAUUUUGUGUUUUUGAUGGUCCCUUUGUUUGAAUCUCUGCACACAGAUGUAAAAGCUUGCGGUUACGGUGACAGAUUGGAUGUGGUUUCCAUGGUUACAGCCUGGUGACCAUGGUUGGUAGUUGUGUGUUGAUGCGAUUUGUUGCCAUGGCCUUGACGUGUGAGGUUUACAUGAAUCCAGAGAGACGUUCAGAGUUCGACUCUGGAUGUGAGUUUAUCUGUGCAGUGACCCUUGUCCCCCAAACUCCAGCAGCACUGCUAAACACACAGUGUUAGCACUCCCCCUUAUUGAUUGAUGAUUGAUUGAUUGGUUUUUUUAUAACAGGAGCACUUCUGCACCACCAUGGUAUUAGCGUGCUAUCUUACUUUGACCUAUGUAGCAAAGCCUAGUGCUUAGCUGUGCUAAGAAACCCCAUGAAUUUAUGCACCUUAUGCCCCAAAGUAUGCAAGAUAUUACCCCGCUCCUAAAAAAAAAGAAAGAAAAGUGCAUUAUUAUAAGAUCCUCCCAUCCCCCUCGCUCCUUUCUCCAAAAGCUUUGAUUGUAUUGUCCCAACAGAAGCACUUAUUGUUGUAUUUAAAUAUAAUGAAUCUGAACAAGCCCCUGUACAGGUGAAUUGACCGUGUGAGGAGUGUUCCCCACGCAUUAAUAAAUCCUUAUAACAUGUAGAACUACAUUUAAAGGUAGAGAUCUAUUUGAGAGACGUCAGAAUGUGAACAGAGUGGUUUCAGACAAAGAAGCACUUUGUUUUAAAAAAUGUUAAACCACACUGGACUGUCCUCUACCAGGUGAUAAAGAAACGAUAAACUCUUGAAGCACCUUCUGGAGUUAAGGCCAAAAAGAAAAGUAUAAUGCUGCCCAGCAAAAAGAUGGAGAUGAAUGCUGAGGGUUUGGGUGACUGCUGCCAGGCAGAGUUCCCCUCAGACUGGCCUCACGCAUUCAUCAAGAACCUUGAAAUGAAGCUGAAAGGACUCCUGGUUCUCAGGAAAUCAUUUCAGAUUUCUAAAAAAGUUAUUUCCAAAGUGUAUUUUAAAAGGCUCGCCUGCACAGGCAGCCAGUGAUAUAUAUAUAAAGGGGGUUUGGCGACAAAGCCUCAAAGAUUCCUCCACCCUCCGGUGGUGAUUGAGCAACUGUUGCCACAACGAUAGCCCAACACCGAGAGCUGCUGCCCCCCGCACAGCUCCGGUGUGUCACUUUAUAGACCAGCAGGAAGCACUUACCUGCCCCGAAGCCCCUCGGCCGAGCACGGCGGAGGCUUUAUGGGUCGGAUCACAUGACAGGAGAGAGAGAGGCCUCAUGGCGGACCUCAACGUGCCGCUCACAAUCCUGAGACUUCUACAGUAAUGAAUUGUUUUAUUAGAGCACUUAUGUUUGUAGAGAAAGAGAUGUGUCCCCAAUAUGUAGGUUUCAUCUGACUAUGGAAAUACAACUUUUAGCACAACUGCAAAUGUAAAGAGCAGUGGAGCGACAGAAAACUGCCUGAGAGAUGUUGGCCAUGAACAAGAAAAUCUCUUCCUGAAAGAGAGGCUGAAUGAGCUCACUCUGUUAAAAAAAAAAGUCAACAAGAAGCACCUUAUUUUCUUACUAUGUUGAUGACUUGUGCUCAGUCGUGUGCCACAGAAUUGACAUGGAUACAAAGCUCUUCUGAAAACGCCGCUAUGAACUUGGAAGGACAAAACCCUGACUAUAUCUGUAAGUGUUAAUGUAGUCGUGUCAGACAUCCCCUCAGUUACAGACCAUUACAGUGAAAACGCUGACAGUUCUCACCCCAGCCGAGAGCGUAGGCCUACGCUCGGCGACACAGGGCUGGGGCCGCGCCACCGUCUCUUACACCAACACCAAAUGAAAUCCGAUGUUCGGACUCGUUAGCCGUUAUUGGUAGGGAUUAAGCACACGCUCGUGUGCUGUAGGUGUUUCUAGGUUAAGAGUAGGAACCAGCGUCAGGAUUAACACAGAACUGUAAUACACAGACACCAAGACUAGGCUAGAGAUUAUAGCUCCACUGGCCGAAAUACUAAGUCUAGAAUAACUAGGAGUCAUAUACUUAACUGCUUUCAACUUUUGACAUUAGUACAAAUAAAUGUAUCGCAGCAGUACAUUGUUAGAAGAUGGCUUUUUUCUGCGGCGAGCCAGAGCGUGAUUCGGUAUAUCCAUGCCCUCUCUCUCGAUUCGCUCGCCAGACACAAACACACACACACAUGACACAAAUACACGAAAACACACACACACAAAAAGACGUUCAGUUGCAUUUGUUACCAGCAGCGUUCUCUCUGCUUUUGUGCUGAAGUGAUUUUGUGCAGUUUCAGUUCCCAGUGGAGUGGUCGUCAGUUCAUCAGAGAUCAUUUUUUUUUGGUAACACAUUCGACUGACUCCACAUUUUUCAAGAUUGCAUGGAGGGAAUUUCAAAAUAAAAAACAUGUUAAAGAGGUGUGUCAGGGCGUAGGCACAGAGACACAUUUACACACAUUUACACACACGGAUACAUAGAUGUUAAACCCUGAGUUACACAGUAGCUAGUAUGGAAAAAAAAAAUCAAACACAAUACAUGAUGUAGUGUCCCUCUCUUGUCCUUGUCUGUUUUAGUUCGAUAGAUAUUUGAUCAGUGAUUUUUUAUGCUUGUUAUCCUAACUCCCCCCUCCCUCCUGCUGUGACACUUUCUCUCGCCUCUGCGUUCCCGAAACUGUUCGUUCACUCCUUUUCUCUGCCUCCUCUUAGAGAACACGCAUCCACUCAUACAGACACUAAGCAGACACAAACACGACCAAACAUUCUACACGCAGAUUAACCGCCCUCUCCCCUCUUUGUAUUUCAGUUCUCUCUUUCACUCCCCCCCUCUCUGCCUCUCCUGUAGCCCUUUUAGGACCGUUUCUAUUGGCCGUUUUCUCUUUUCUCUUUGGGCUGCCCCGCCCCCUUUAAUCAACCCAACUAACAGUAAAGGUUAUAUUAACGUUGAUAAUCAGUUUCUGUAUGUAUUUAGCCAGAGUCUGGAAAAAAAAUCAGAAAAAAAAUCAAAACGGUUUUAUUCAAUUGUGCAAACGUGUUUUUCUUACUAUUUUAAUGUUAUUACAUCUUUAAUCUAAUCCUUCUACCAUUGCUUCAGUUAGUACUGAAAUACGCUUAGCCAACCUAGAGAUUUGAACUGUAAUGAUUGCGAUUUUCCUUACCUGUAUUUUAUAUGGCAUCUUUAGACCACCGUUUAUUCUGUACGUUAAGUAACUAUUGCCCGUUUCUUUGAAUUGAAAAUCGUCGUCUGCACUAUGUUUGAUUCUCAUGAUAUCCCUGAUAACGAUUUUUGUGGUCGACUCAUUAUUAUCAAUCUAAGCUGAACUCUGCGCCCUUGCACAAAGCAGCGAAACAUCUCUUGUAAACACCUGAGAACCAAAGUACACCUAACAUCCCCUUUUACCCCACUCUAAAGCCCCUAAAGCCCCGCCCCCGUACGUCGACGGUUUGCCCCCGAGUAACAAGUUUUCUGACGAGUAUGAGUAUAUAUAUAAUGACAUAACAGCACGUGUGAUUUAUCUGAAAAGUCUGUGAGGUUAUGGUGUUUUUGUACACUGUGGUUGUUGUGGAGACGCAGACAGACAGGGAAGAACGGUUGUGUUAAAACUGAAUACAGGCUGACUCCAGGUCGACACGAAAACAAGAAGGAUCGACACCUGACAAACAUGCUUUCAGUCAUUCUGGGGUUUUGGCGCCCUCUUUUGCAUUUUUUUUUUCUUUAACUUAAAAACCAUCGUGCUCUCCCAACUAUGCCUUUAACUUCCCAGGCUGGAGGUUUUGUUACUGAGUGGCUUUAUGUGUAAUGGAGCAGAAUUGUCCUCUAAGCACUGAUCUGAGACCCUCAGGAUGUUGAACCACCUUUAAAUGGAAAGAAAAAAAAAACUAGGCCAAGAAAUAUUUGUAGAGACUUCAGAGCUGAUAGAAUUGGUGGGACAGUAUAUUUGGAAAAUGAUCAGUAAAUCUGCAACUAUGGGUUUCGCUGUGCUGCAUUAAGGUUGUUAAAAUUUGUUGAUAGAUCAUGAUCAAUGGAGAUGGGGGUUGUUGCAUUUAGUAGGUAUUAAUACCCUUUAGAUUCUCCAAGUCCUUACUGAUACUACUGGAUGAUAAUUCAUUUUUAAAGACGUAUCAUAAGCAGAUUAAAGUGUUAUACAAGUUGCGAAGUUGCAUUUCAAUCUCUUACAUCCAAUUUAUACUGCUAGGAAAACUUUAUUUAGUCAAAUUUCUUGCCUUUUUUGCCUUAAAGUUACAUUUGAACACAUUUUAGUGUUUGAUUUACAUUCACCUCAUAAUUAUUUUACUGAGCUGACCUUGAACACAUAAAAUGAACGUCUGUCAGCUCUUAAUUAGAGCUAAAUAACUUUGAUUGGGCAGAUUGAAACUUAAAUUUCAAUGUUGGAUUAUCAGGUUUUACCAACGGGACUUGUUGCAUAGUUUUUGAGAGCCGAUUUGGCUGAUUUAAGCAGAUGAGGAAGAUAACGCCUACAGCAGCUUGGGAGUCUGCUACUCUCAGCAGGAGUCAGACUGUCAGGCCUACAGCUGAAGGUACCACACUAGUUUGAUUUCACAGUGCUAAUGUGCUUUGAGCUCAUGUUCCUCCUUGCCAAGUUUAUGCACCAGUGAUAUGAUAAACUGGCAUUGACACAGGAUCCACAAGACUCAAUAGUGGCAUCAAAAAGCAGAGUUUGAAUGCAGAACCAAAUCCUUAUGAAACAGGGUUUUGAUCUCCAUCUCCAUUUGUAAAAAGUUAAGAAACUUCUGAUAGCAUCUAUUUCAAAAGAUGAGGUCGUGGGAGAGAAAUGUACCCACCAAAAACUGCAGGAAAUUUCCCCCACACUGUCUGAAUUGCACAUAAAUAUUGAAAUUUUCAUUGUGCUGAAGUUGCAAGCUUUUUGUGCAUUUAAGUCAGAGUGUAAUUUAAAUUUCCCUGUUAUUUUACCGAGUUGACCUCAAACACAUCGUGAAGCAAACAUUGGUCAGCUCUUAAUGAGAGCUAAUUCACUUUGAUUGUGCAGAUUGCAACACAAAUCACUUCAUCACAGACAAGAGUUUCAAACUCCAUCUUCAGUUGUAAAUGUUCAGAAAUUUUGAAUAACAUCUUUUUCAAAAUAUAAGGUCAUUCUAGAGAAAGGAAUCCAUCUGAAAUUGCAGGAAACAUCUAAACACUGUCUGAAAUGCACAAAAAUAUUGGAUGUUUUAUUGCAUGAAAGUUGCAGAUUUUUUGUGCAUUUUAGACUGAGUGUAGAGUUUGUUAGUGAUUUUUGAUUGUUUGAAUUAAACAUCCAAAUUUUGAUUCUUAGGAAGAGAUGUUUGCAACAGAUUUGGCUAGAAAAACCUGCCACUAUCAGCUGUAAACGUUGGCUGUAUGAACAAAUAAGACCGGGGAGUUUAAGGCUGGACCAACAGACCUACAUCAGCUGAAAUGUUUUUCUUCAUCAUUCUUAACACGGACUGAAAUUUGUUCAUCUUAAACUUUAAAUUUUGUGUUUUAAGACGUACCUACAAUUUAAGAUUAUCAGCUGAAAUUAAUUUGCAUAUAUCUGCAAAAAUCCAGUAUUGGCAUCCCAAAUAUUUUAUUACUUAGUGUCCAGGUUUAAAUUCUACUAUCAUGGCAACCUUAUGCUGCAUUUCCUUUAAAACGGCAUCAGUUCAACCACUUUCUGAUAAGUAAAUUUAUAGAAAAAGGGGAAAAUAAAAAGUUUAAAUUCAUUUUUCGGGAAGUAAUCGACUGUUUUGUCACUUUUGAAGCAAACUUUUGCUUGUUUUUGCAUCAUAAAUAAGAAAAAUCACGCCUGUUCUAUCAGCUCUGACAGUGAAAUGUUUUCUGAUUUUGUGAUUUUCUCCGGAUAAGUCAACAUGAUUUAAAGCUGUCGAUUUCGCAGAUCACACUAAAAAUCAGUGAUAAAAAUAUUCAAUAAAUAUUUCAGCCCUUAAAGUCUUACUUCUGUAAAGUAAUCCCUAAGAGUGAAUUUUGGAAGUCCUUUCUGAAAGACAAAGAUUUAAAAGCCUCAAAUCUCAGCUCAAGUGUCUAGAGGAAAAUUCUGGCUCUCUGUGACUGAUGAAAAGACUAAUGACAUCCUGCCUCACUGCCUACGCGAAAGGGAAGCAUCUCUGAAGAGCUUGACAAUGUAAAGAGAACCAAAAGUCCCAGAAUAGAAGUGUACGAUGUAGUGUUGUAGAAGUCAAACAGUGUUAUUGUCUGUCAUACAGAAUGUGGAAAGGAAUCAUCGUUGUGUUGUACCUGUUCUGAUGUAUUCACAGGAUUCUCACAGCUUUUUGUCCAGUUUGAAUAAAGGUCCCUAUUCUGUCUGUCUCUCUCUACACUGCCACUACCCCCCCUCAAACGCCCCCCCAAGCUCCAGUAUAAUCCCCCUCCCUCCCCUGUUGCUGAGUCCUAAUAAAGGACUCGAGUUGAAGUCAGUCUCAAGUCAGCCACAAGUGUACCGAUGCAUGUACUUCAGUACCCAGGGCCGCCCAAAACUACCUGUGCAGCGAAAAGGGUUAAAAAUUUAUCCAUAAUACUAUUGUUAUAGAACUAUUAUCAUCAUCAUUAUUGCUGUUAUAAUUAUGGUUGGUAUAAUUUGUCAUCAUUGUUAGCAUUAUGGAAGCACCAGACUGUUUGUGGAAAGACGAGAAAAAGAAAGCUUUUUUUUUUAAUUGUCUGGCUGUUGGUGGUCUGAUCUCACAGAGGGAGGGGAGGAAAGGUUCAAGAAAGAGACAAAGAUGGCAGUCAUGUUUGUACUGGUUGGGAAAUGACUUACAGUGCUGAAAUAAAAUUUAUUCUUUUAGUAAAAAAAGUA